Molecule: messenger RNA, 3727 nt
Organism: Acinonyx jubatus (cheetah)
Lineage: Eukaryota; Metazoa; Chordata; Mammalia; Carnivora; Felidae
Gene: NIM1K
Product: NIM1 serine/threonine protein kinase
Exons: 5
Coding region: 2298-3608 (436 amino acids)
Biological process (GO): microtubule cytoskeleton organization; intracellular signal transduction; protein phosphorylation
Cellular component (GO): cytoplasm
Molecular function (GO): tau-protein kinase activity; protein serine/threonine kinase activity; ATP binding
Source: RefSeq, a predicted model, not a curated record
AGACAGAGAUAGCACGAGUGGGGGAAGGGCAGAGAAAGAGAGGGAGAGAGAGAGAGAAUCCCAAGCAGGUUCCAUGCCGCCAGCGCAGAGCCUGGUGUGGGGCUUGAGCCCACAAAGCCGUGAGAUCAUGACCUGAGCCAAAACCAAGAGUUGGACAUUCAACUGACUGAGCCACCCAGGCACCCCAAGACUGCUUCUAAUAUUGAGCCACUUAAAAAGAUAUUUACUAUAGGUCUUUGGUAGAUAGACUUAACUUGUUUGAGCAAGUUCUCCUCUGCACCUAGUUUGCUGAUAUUUUAUUAAUAAUGAGUGUACAGUUUUAGCAAAUGCUUUUUCUGCACCUGCUGAGAUACCUUUUUGAUUUUCUCCUUUAAUUAAUUUAUGUGCUUAAUAAAACUCGUACAUCUUCUAUUGUUAAGCAAGGCUUAUAUUCUUGAGAGACAUUUUAUUGAGAGAUGCCUUUAUAGAUAUAUUGUUGGAUUUGAUUUAGUACUACUAUUUUAUUUUACAUUUUUGAUAUCUAUGGUUAGGGAGUGAAAUUGGCUUAUAAUUUCACUUUCUUGUAGAGGCUGCCAAACUUUCAAUCGGUAUUCUAUUCCAAAAUGACCUGAGUUGUGGUUGUAGCUUAAAGUAUAGCUUGUUUUUUCUAUGGCAUGUACAUGUAUAGCAAGGAUUGCUCUUAUUUAUUUAUAACCUCCUUUGAGGCAUUUGGACUCAUUUAGCAAUAAUGAUAAUAAUCAUGACCCAUUUUGAACUUUCUCACUAUAGGUUGUCAUUCAAAAGCACAGAGUUAUCUAGAGUUUCAUCAAGUCAAUUUGGCUACUUUGCAGUGGUGAUAAGCCCAUUACGAAGCUGGGAAUGAAGAAAAAAUUAAUUUGUGUAUUAACUGUUACUGAUGUUGAUCGGGCCCAGUGGUUUAUCCAAAAACAAAGAAUACUCCUUUCUGAUUCUCCUGCCUGCCCUCGCUACUAUGGCUGAUUCAUGUCAUGCCCAAGUCUGGACUUCGUGGUGGUUGCUGGUUCCCUAGAACAUUAAGUUCCACAGUAAUAUACAGCAAAUAGAGGCAGCAAAUGGAGUCUGGGUUAGAUGCUGGGGAAUAUUGAAGAUAUGAGAUAAAUAAGCAGCAGAGAUCAGUCUAGAGAGACAAAAUACAAUUAGAAUAUGAACUGAUAGAACGUAAGAUGUGGGAUAUCAAGAUGGAACAUAAGAUAUGGGAAUAUCAAGAUUGAUCUCAGUGGGACUGAGGAAGAAGCAACUAACUGUCUAGGUAAGUAGAGCAAAGAAAACAUGAAGAAGGUCAUAUUUCAGUAGGGUCUUAAAGGCUGAAAGAGGUAAGGAGCAAAUGUGUUCCAGUCCUAGCAAGCUAGGUACGUAAAACUACCCCGGCAGGAAAAAGAUAGUUUAUGAUAGGAAAGGUAAAACUUUAGGAAUAAAUUGCAUAAUUGAUUCUGAUCUCAGAACUUCCCUUCAGGGCUGGAUAUUUAACUAUGAGUCUGAGCCUGUGGGAAGGAGAGCAGGGAUGCCUUGGAACCCUGGGUAAACACUGACCCUCUGGUGUCCUGGAGGGUGAUUCAGCACCUGCCAAACUUUUGAGACAGCUCACGGCUUAGAGGAAGCCUCAUCUAAAUAAAGGCCGGCUAAAGUGACAUUGCAGGGAUUUAAUCCUUCUCUGGCAGCCCGUGUGACCAGAAGGCUGAUUUGCAAGUUUCCACUCUCCUAGGGUCCAGAUCACUGGGUCUCGGGGGCCCUGAGGCUGGCCAGCAGAAGUGCAAAAUGAAGGAGGUCAGAAGGGAACGCCAGCAGCAGGGACCCGGGGGCCUCCACGGGGCUCUUACACACCACAAUGAAAGAUUCUCCGGCCAUCAAAGGAAAUAGCAAACUGGAGGCUUUGUCUUGGGACGCAGCCACCUUCCACAGAGCAUCAGACCACAUGGUGGGCCAGAAAGUUCCUGGAGCCUGAGCAGGAGAGUGGUUAUGGUAACUGGAUGUGCGGGCCUAUACAGUGAGAGCUGGGAAGUGCCACGUGAGGGAAGGUGGGAAAUGUCUUGAGUGAGGUGGGUGGCUCCUGGCCUGGCUGGGCAGACUCUGCUGGCCCGUGUGCCUUUGCCCCCAUCAGACCAAGAAGGGGUCUGCUCAUCAAGGAGCCUACCCGGAUCUGCAGGCCAGCUGUCACAGACACGGGGCUCUGGCAGGCCCUAACUCCCAUCUCCCAUCCCCCGGGCCCUUGGCACUGCUCCCCAAGCCUGCCUUCGAUUGGUGCCCUUGGCCGAGACGGAGAUGUGAGCCUGGGGUGGACGAUGACUGCAGUGUACGUGAAUGGAGGCGGCCUGGUAACCCCCCACUAUGCCAGGUGGGAACGGCGGGAUAGCGUGGAAAGUGGCCGUCAGACGGAGUGCAGCAAGGAGGAUGAGGAGGGGCAGCCCCGCCAGCUGACACCCUUCGAGAAGCUGACCCAGGACAUGUCCCAAGAUGAGAAGGUGGUGAGAGAGAUCACGCUGGGGAAACGUAUUGGCUUCUACAGAAUCCGAGGGGAAAUUGGAAGUGGGAACUUUUCCCAAGUCAAGCUCGGGAUUCACUCCCUAACUAAAGAAAAGGUGGCCAUUAAGAUCCUGGACAAGACCAAGCUGGACCAGAAAACCCAAAGGCUACUGUCCCGUGAAAUUUCCAGCAUGGAAAAACUGCACCAUCCCAACAUCAUCCGUCUGUAUGAAGUGGUGGAGACCCUAUCCAAGCUCCACUUGGUGAUGGAGUAUGCAGGGGGUGGGGAACUCUUUGGGAAAAUCAGCACUGAAGGGAAACUCUCAGAGCCAGAAAGCAAGCUCAUCUUCUCCCAGAUUGUGUCUGCCGUGAAGCACAUGCAUGAGAACCAAAUUAUUCAUAGAGACCUGAAAGCAGAAAACGUGUUUUAUACCAGUAAUACUUGUGUGAAGGUGGGUGAUUUUGGAUUCAGCACAGUAAGUAAAAAAGGCGACAUGCUCAACACUUUCUGCGGGUCGCCUCCCUACGCGGCGCCCGAGCUUUUCCGAGACGAGCAUUAUGUCGGCAUUUAUGUGGACAUCUGGGCCUUGGGGGUGCUUCUGUACUUCAUGGUGACCGGCACCAUGCCGUUUCGGGCAGAGACCGUGGCCAAGCUGAAGAAGAGCAUCCUGGAGGGCGCAUACAGCGUGCCUCCGCACGUGUCCGAGCCCUGCCUCCGCCUCAUCCGGGGCGUCCUUCAGCCCGUACCCACCGACAGGCACGGCAUCGAUUCCAUCAUGAGCAAUGAGUGGAUGCAAGGGGUGCCGUACCCCACCCCUCUGGAGCCUUUCCAACUGGAUCCCAAACAUUUGUCCGAAACCAGCACCCUCAAGGAAGAAGAAAACGAGGUCAAAAGCACUUUAGAACACUUGGGUAUUACAGAAGAGCACAUUCGAAACAACCAAGGGAGAGAUGCCCGAAGCUCCAUUACAGGGGUCUAUCGGAUCAUUUUACAUAGAGUCCAAAGAAAAAAGGCUUUGGAAAGUGUCCCGAUAAUGAUACUACCAGACCCGAAAGAAAGGGACCUGAAGAAAGGGUCCCGUGUCUAUAGAGGCAUAAGACACACAUCUAAGUUUUGUUCAAUUUUAUAAAUUGCGUUAACUGCUGAUAAUUAACCAAGAGCAUUGUUGCUGCUUUUAAAUUUUUUCAUGGACAACUUGGGUGGAGACAUUUUUGUAAUUUUUAAAUAAAUUUAAAUUUAAGAUCUGCA